This is a messenger RNA of Carassius gibelio (silver crucian carp), 8096 nucleotides long. Its product is annotated as E3 SUMO-protein ligase KIAA1586-like. The transcript has 5 exons. Bases 5081 to 6634 code for a protein of 517 amino acids. The record is from RefSeq and is a predicted model, not a curated record. Lineage: Eukaryota; Metazoa; Chordata; Actinopteri; Cypriniformes; Cyprinidae.
UGUCAGCUUUCCUCACAACGGAGAGCUCAGACUCAGAUGUUGAUAAAAUAAUCUUAUAAUAUUCAUACACCAGACAGUUGAGUAUCUAGAGUACAGUAUGCACAGUGUGUAGUGUGUCAUUUAGGAUUUUAUUUGGAUAUAAAUUCAAUCCAAUCAAUGGCCAUUUAGUUUUUAUUAAUGAAUCUAAAUGAAACCGUCUAAUGGUCAGCAAAUGAACUUAAUAAACGUUGAAGCUUGAGCAGCAAAUCAGCAUAUUAGUAUGAUUUUUUUUUUCAGAUAGCGAGCAGGACAAACAACUAUGACUGGGAUUGUCAUACACUGUAAAACCCGACAAGUUCACUUAACUCAAAAAAAUUGUUGAAACAUUACAUCGAAAAUUUUAAGUCAAAUUAACUAAAUAUUUUUUAGUUCAAUAAAAUAUAUAUUUUUAAGUGUCUGUUACCAUCACUGUAUACCCUAUUAAGUAGGGCUGUAGUACUCGAGUCCGGUCUUGGACUCGAGUCCGGACUAGAGACAUUUUUCUGUCGUCUCAGACUUGUCUCGGACUUGUUAUAUUUGCACUCGGACUUGUCUCGGACUUGGCCAUUGGACUCGCCAAGUCUUCUAGUUGGUCUCGACCGAGUCCAGCAAAAAAAAAAAAAAAAAAAAAAAUCUCCUUCAAAACAAAAACACAUUUGCAUGAUUUCGUGACUGAAAACGUGUGGAAAACGCUAGGCUCGCCGCUCUCCUUUUUUCCAAAGCACUCUGUAAUCUGCGCUCACGCUCCAGUGGCGUCUGGUGUUGCUGGGGUACCAUGACUCGCUCUUCAUGAUGACGCAGAAGUUUAAGCAAAGAAUAAAUGGAUUUCCAGCACUAAACAUCCCUUGUAGUAGCUCUGCUAAUAUAUUUAUUUACAAAAUGGCUAUCCUUGUACAGCUAUGAUCGUCUGUUUCUCCAUCUUGCCUUAGCUUUCAGUAUUGUUCCGGGAAAGGAUGUGCAUGACCAGCGGUGCACUUGCUGCGACCUGAAAAGUUUAGAUGUUUCUAAUUUAAUUUUCUACCUGUUGGAUUGUGUUUUAUUUACGUCUACACCCAGAUAGCCUAAAAUGUACCCUUUACAAUAAUGAAAUACUAAUUAUUGUUGUACAGUAUAGGGGUUGCAAGACUACUGAUUUCUGCUAGUAGAUUUUUUUAAGAAAAAAAAUGCUUGAGUAACUCGACUACUCGUGGUUCAUGCUAUUGUAAAUGAAAACACAUUAAUUUUUUUUUUUUAUCAAUCAACACAUUUAUGUAUAGUCUUAUGUAACAAUUACAUAUGUAAAUUUUAAAAACUUUAUAAUUAUGAAAUUACAUAUUAAAAUUUUCAUGUAACAGCCAGUAUUUGUAUCUGUUACAAUCACAACACUUUUCCUAUCUGCAUUCGGAUACAACAUCAUACAGUUACUUGAUAAGACCCUUGUGACUUUUUUUUUUGUAGUUAUCACUGAACAAGUAUGUCGUGUUAAACUAAAAUAAUUAUAAAUUUUUAAAAUAAUAUUUAUCAUGCAAGCAGAGAGAUGUCAUGACAAACGUUAAGUGAUUAUUUUAACACGACUGGAUCCAUUCAAUGCGCACAUUUUCAUUACGCAGAGCUCUUUAAGCGAGUCUUAAUGUUAAUGAACUUCACUUAACAGUUGUGUGUGCCGCGCAAACCAGCAAAAGGUAAAGAUGCAAACAUGUAGGACAAGUAGACAAUGUAUCAGUAUCUAAGCUGAUUAUUAGCCUACUCUUGAACUGAUUUGGUUUUUGAGAGACUGAGACGCGCAAUGCAGCUGUUUGAUUGGUGAGCGCGCUGUGCUUAUUAAUUCGUUUCACAUCGUAGCCUAAGCUUUAAAUCGUUGCCUUUUAAAUAUAUACAAAUACUAUAACGUGUAUGAUGUAUUAUUAUAGGUAAAAUUACUCUUGCAACGCUCGGAUUUCUGAGAGAUGCACAGAGAGGCGACAACAAUGCGGUGUUUGAUUUGCGCUCUUUUCAUUCGUAAAGUUUACAUUCAUUCACUUCUGGCGCUGAUCCCCUGGCUCAUGUUAUCUAGCAAACUCCAGAUUGUGUCAGCUUCAGUCGAGUAUUCAGGCAGAAUUAUUCCUUGUCCGUUUUUCGUUUUUUAAGCCAUUAACCUUGCCAUUCCGAAUAAGGUAUUCGGCUUCAGGCACAACCCUAAUUAUUACAUAUUUUAUUUUUACAUGUAACAUAGAUAAGGUCAUCUAGUAACAGCUCCACACAAUAUUGUAAUUCUAAAAUUCACAUCGUACUUGCCAACACUUUGUAUGCAUUAUAGUUAAUACAUGCUGGAGUAGUCGAUUGUUUCCGACAGUGCUCGACUAGUCUAUGCAAGCACUAGCACAGUAUGACAAAAACGUCGCUGUAUUUAUGUGCGCAUGCCCAGUAGAGCCAAACGUAUGCCUUCUAGCUUUGCUGCGCGCAUUUGUCAUAUCCAGAGCUUUGCGUGUGUCUGUGCACUGUGCCAAGGCAUCAGUCAUAUAUAUUUUUGACCACAGACAUGUCAGCAAAAGCAGCAUUAUAAAGUAAAUAAAAUGAAAAUAAAGUACAUACAAAUUAUUUGACCUUACAGCUCCAAACUCUGUUCUAGAGGGCCAGUGUCCUUUAUAGUUUAGCUCCCAGGGUCGGACUGGGGGUAAAACCACUACUGAUUACCAGGCCCCAAAGGAAGAGAGGGCCCUUGAAUCUGAAAUAUAUUUUAUUUUACCUGGAUAUUUUCAUCAGUGGGGGGCAUGGGGGCCAAUCAGGACUGCCUAAGCAUAGGGCCGGGGAUCUUGUGAAACGCCCCUGUUAGCUUUAACUCUAAUUAUACACACUUGAACCUAAUCAAGCUCUUACUAGACACACUAAUCUUCCAGGUGUGUUAAGGCCAGUUGGAGCUAAACUUUUCAGGACAUUUGCCAUCCAGGAUGUAGUUUGGAGACCCCUGUCCUACAGAGUUUUUACUUUGCACAUGCUUUUUGAUCAUUACAAAUAAUAAUGUCAAAUUAUUUUCUUAGAAUAAGAGAUAUGCUGUCUCUCGCAUCACAUACAUUAUCAGUAGUUAAGUGUGUGGUCUUGAAGAAGACCCUUUUUUCUCUCAUUUGGACUCGUUCUUGACUUGGACUCGAAAAUUUUGGACUUGGACUUGACUUGGACUCGAACCUCUUUGGACUCGGUCUCGACUAGUCCUGGACUUGGACUUGACUACAGCUCUACUAUUAAGUCCACAGAACUCUUAAGUUUAAAAAUUACAUUACAUUAAAAAUUACAUUUCUAGUUGCCUUCAAUUAUUUGUUAUCUUAUAAAUAUUGAUUUUUCUUAACUUAUAAUAAGAGAGUACUUCUCUCAAAAUUUUCCCUAUUUUUCAACUUAUAUAAUGUAGGAAAUACCCUCAAAUACAGUCUACUGUUGUCCAUCCUAAACCUAACCACAGGCUCUACUCUUCACCACAACGGUAACACUACAAAAACAACAUAAUAGAAACCUUUGUAAGUUCUGACAUAACACAACAUGUAAGUACUAACUUAAGUCCCUCUAUGUUAAUCUAGUGUAAAAACACAAAAUAACACUUAAUUUCUACAUUUAUUUUCCUUGUUUUCUGAUGCAAAGCAUGCUGGGAACUUGAAAACGCAAUCAAGUCCAACGAACCUUCAUUAUUAUUUGAGUGCAAUUAACUAAUUUCAUUUGAUUAAUUUCAGUGUUCGGUUUUACAGUGCAUAACAUUAUAAUGAGGACACUAUUAUAAUAAAAACGCUGUGAAUGUUUAGAGUUUAGUUGUCUUGUUUCUGCUCGUUGUUGUGUUGAAGAUCGCUUCCACAAAAGGAGUUCAUUCAUUCGUCUGAAAAUACGCUCAAGUGCGCCACACGCUGUUUUCUGAAGGAAUUUACAGACUGCGGGACCGACGUCGCUGUGUGAUUGGCUGACAGAGUGAUCCUUCCUCAUUAUUUUACCUCACGAUGACGGUAAGAUAAUUUUUCUUUGUUUUAUGAUUGUUUAGUACAACUAAUUUACUGCUACUGAAUAAGUGUUUAUCCUAGAAUCGGACAGUCACUUUUAUUAUAAUCUUGGUCUUUCAAUAGUUGUUGUUUUUUUUUAUCUUAUGAUGCUAGCUCACUAUCGGAUUGUUAGUUAGUUAUUUAACCAUCUAACGUAAUUCUGAGAAAAAAGCUAGCGUUGCAUCCAUUCUAAAUUAAACAAAUAAUUUUAAAUCUAUAGCCAUAACUGCUCAUAAACAGUGUUAAUUUAAUUAAGGACAUUAUUACUGAUGAAAAUGUUAAUCAGGUGAAGGCUUUUUUUGUAUCAAAGAUGACAAAGCAGGGUUGCUAAUUCUCACAAAUUAUGCAUGAGACACAGAUGCAUUGAUUUUUACACCGAAGACAAACAUGCAGAUCAACUGUUUUUGUUAUGAAUUGUAUCCUAUUUUCUGUUAUUAUGUAUAGCCUAAUAAAAUUAGUGUAGUAUUUAAGGUUAAAUGGAGAAAAGGGUUUUAAAUUCAAUGCAAAGAGGCAAAUUAAAGUCAUUUUGUGGCAUUUGUUUACCCACUCUAAUAAAUAUACAUCUAUGUACCGUAUUUUUCAGACUAUGAGUCCAAAAAUACGUCAUGAUGAGGAAAAAAACAUAUACGAUAUGGACAAGGGAAAGAAGAGAAGAGCCAUCACUGACUUUUUUGAAGGCAUACAGCCUAAGAGGAGCCUCAUCGGUAAAACGCUUAACCAGGACACUCAAACAGCACAGCACUUACAUUUAUCACCCAGGCUACAAGAAAAACUACCAGACCUGCCCCAAUCCAGGACAAACCCCAAUACAGACAGACCAGCCCCAAUCAGAGCAGACCAGACAGACCAGCUCCAAUCCAGGACAACAUUAGUCAGCACAUCCACAACAAACUGUUCACAUCCAGCCCAGUCCAUGAGCACAGCUUUGUCCCUGCUUACUAGUACAAACAGGGUAAUACACUUCAGCAAGCAACAGCUUGAGGCAUGGACACAGCAGUACCCCCAUUGGCUCCACUUACAUGGAAAUAAUGUAGGAUGCACAUUCUGCAAAUAUGCCUUUGUGGCUUUAGGAUGCACAUUCUGCAAAUAUGCCUUUGUGGCAAAAGUGCCUUUGUGGAGUUCAAAAGGGAGUACAGGUGGCAGAGGAGUGGGCUUCUGGAGAGGUCACAGCAAAAGAUGUCAAGGCCAUGAGAAAGAAAAUCUACAAACACAGAGACAGCUUAACUCACAAGGCAUCAACAGAUAUUCAACAGCAGAAAGAGAAAGAGGUGUUGCCCACCUUGACAGAAACUUUGAAUGCUAAAGUUCUGUUGGAGACCUUCUCAAAAAUGUAUGGAUUGGUUGAGUUACAAGAAAUGAAUGGAGUAAAAACCGUCUCUUGUCACAAAUCUGAUCACUCUUGGAUUAAUAUAAUAACACACAUUGCCAAUAAAAUGAGGAAAAAAAUUGUCUCAACAAUUAAAAGUGCUGGCUCUUGGAUCUGUCUUACAGUAGAUGAAAGCACUGCAUUUGGGAGAAGCUACCUCAUCCUAUACCUCAGAGGAGAUGUGACAGGAGAAGGUGAGACAGAAAACAUUUUUUGGGAUUUGAUUGAGCUGGAGGAAGGAACAACUGCUGAUGCCAUAUACAAAGCUCUCAAAAAGAGUCUCCUGGAAGCUGACCUGGAUGAUGCAUACCUCAAGUCUCAUCUGAUCUGCAUAACAACAGAUAGGGCAUCUGUGAUGACUGGAAGACAGAGUGGUCUUAUCACAAGGCUGAAAAAAGACUAUCCUUUGCUGGAGAGUAUCCACUGUCUUGCUCACAGGCUUGAGUUAUCAGUAAGUGAUGCACUAAAGUCAGUCACAGGUUGCAAUCACUUUGAGAUAUUUAUUUCAAAGCUGUAUACACUGUACCAUCAAUCCCCAAAGAAUGCCAGACAACUUUCAGAGGCAGCUUCUCAAGUUAACAUCUGCCUACUUAAGAUUGGUCACAUUUUUACCAUCCGCUGGGUAGCAAGUAGUUUUGUGACUUUACAAGCUGUUCGGAGAGACUUCCCUGCUCUGGUUGCACAAAUGAAAAAAGGAGCUGAAGAUGGAUCUCGCUCUGAUAUAGAAAGAAAAAAAUUCAGUGGCCUUCUGAAUCGCCUCACAUGCAUUGGCUUUGUUAAUGACCUGGCAACCAUUAAAGAUGUGCUACGUGAACUUCACAGUCUGUCCCUAAAACUUCAGAAAAGAAGCACUUCUUUUAUGGAGGCCACACGAGAAAUAAAGAUGACAAUUGAGGUGUUGAAGGCUUUCAAGAUCACCCCAGGGAAGUCAAUGGAGAAAGCAGCGGAAGCUGUUCAAGUAGGAGAAUUCAAACAAGUGCCCUUACGUUCAAGCAAGGAAAAUGUAAAUCGAUUCCUAUUCCUCCAAGCCAUCAUCAACAGUCUCUCUUCACGAAUGCCUGACACAAAUCUUACAAAGAUUAUAACACCACUGGAUCCCCUAAACUGGCCAAAAUCCAGGGAGUCUCUUGUUCUCUUCGGGGAGAAAGAGAUCCACGACCUGGCAAAGAUGCUUGAAGUACCAAGUAGGGAGGCAGUUGAGGACUUCAGAAAUUGGAAGCUCAACAAUGAUCAGAAUGGGAAGGUCCUCAAAAAGGGUUUCUCGACAAACGAUUGAUCUGAGAGUUUAAGAACGUUUUCUGAGAGUCAUUUUUACGAUCUUUCGUUAUUGAUUCACGUGUGUUUCCCAGAAAUGCACUGAACACAAUCUCAGUAUCUGUGCUUUAAGAGCUGCUUAGAGUCGCUGUCCGUUUGUCAAGUGCUGAAAUCUCAUCUUAUAGAGUGACUCGUGAUUGUAGCACACGCUCGUUUACUGAAAUGUUCAUCUAAUGCUGUGUUCAGACUCUGUCAGCAGAUUGUCAUUUGACUGACAGCUUCUGAUCAAUGUGGAAGCAGCCAAAUAUCUCCAAAUGAAAGAAAACUCGGGUUUAUCUUUGCAACAAUACCCUUCACAAGCUGUUCAGAUGAAGAAAAAAAGAGGAUAAAACUCCAGAAGAAGAACAUAGAUUCAGUUCACAUUAAGAGGAGCAUCCAGCAGUUCCAGCAGGACAUACAGAAGAUAAAAAAAAACAAUUGAUCUGUGAUACCAUACUCUCACACACCAUGGACCAGUUCUCCUUCACAAACACCUUGUUAGUGUCACUGUGCUUCAAGCAGACAGGUUUGAACAGGACACAAUGGUGUUUCCUGAAGAUGCACUGAGCAGGACUUUGAAGGUCUAUCCAGAGCUCAGUGAGAGUAAGCUGAAGACAGAGCUUAGUCUCAUCUACUGCAAGGAAGAGUUCAGAAGCUCUCGUGCUGCUGUGGACCUUCUCCAGCUGUUUAUGGAGAACAAUCUUGAACAAGAUCCUCAUCAGCACACCCAUGACCACAGCAAAAGUGAUCUGAGAGCUGCUUCUCAAGCUUGAAAAGAAUGAAGACUUCUCUGAGAAACAGCAGGACCCAGGAGAGGCUGAAUGCAUUGUUCAUGCUGUCAAUGGAGAAAAGACUGGGACUGAGAUGAUGAUUUCAACCAGAAAGAAAACCAGGGAGAAAUCUGAAAACCAGAAAGAAAGGAGAAAAACUGCUACUGGCCAGUGAUUAGGCAACUUCACUGUGUGUGUGUGUGUGUGUCUGUGUGCGUGUGUGCGCGUGUGUGUGUGUGUGUUUAAUGAUUACCUUGAUUACUGAACUCAUGCUGAUAAUACUACUAUAAAACUGAUACUGAUGAUAAAACUACUGCUGAUAAUAAACCCAAACUGAACUCCAAUUCACUGAUUAAUAGUACAUUUAUUGCAUUCUUUAACAGUUGACUUUAACAUUUUUAAUAUUUUAUCUAGCAGUAAUGAUACAUAAUCACCUGAUAUAUGGCUAUUUACAGUCCUGCAUUACUAACAGUUUAGUUUUUCAGCUUGUUUGCACACCCACAAAAGUGUUUAUAAUCGUUUAUAAUAUUCAGGAGAAAGUCUGUGAAAUGAGGGACAGAAACUGAAAAGAAGAGAGGAUUUGUUCUCUCUUAGAAUAGGACACACUGGACUGAUUCAGACACUGUUCAAAACAGACGAACAUCAACAGGUUUGAAUAAAAACUGAGGAAACAGA